CGCUGUCACAUGACCGCUCCGUCUGUGAACCAGGAAGGGAGAGGGCGGUGCUUGCUGUGCAAAGGGCUGGUGGGCUGAUAAAACAAGCAUCCACCAUGACAGCCAUCAAGCAUGCUCUCCAGAGGGACAUCUUCACACCCAACGAUGAGCGUCUCCUGGGCAUUGUUAAUGUCUGCAAGGCAGGGAAGAAAAAGAAGAACUGCUUCCUGUGUGCCACAGUUACGACAGAGAGGCCCGUCCAGGUUAAAGUGGUUAAGGUGAAAAAAUCUGACAAGGGGGACUUUUACAAACGACAGCAGACAUGGGAGCUCCGAGAUCUGACAGAAGUAGAUGCCAAAGAUGCAAGCAAGGAAAACCCUGAAUUUGACCUUCACUUUGAGAAGGUGUACCGGUGGGUAGCCAGCAGCACAGCUGAGAAAAACUCCUUCAUCUCCUGCAUUUGGAAGCUAAACCAGCGAUACCUGAGGAAGAAGUUGGAGUUUGUGAAUGUCAGUUCUCAGCUGCUGGAAGAGUCUGUGCCAAGUGGGGAGAGUCAGAGUGUUGCCGGGGGUGAUGAGGAUGCCCUGGACGACUACCAGGAGCUGAGCACACGUGAAGAGCAGGACAUCGAGAGCAUGAUGGAGAUGUGCGAGUACGCCAUCUCCAACGCUGAGGCCUUUGCGGAGCAGCUCUCCAGGGAGCUGCAGGUUCUAGAUGGGGCCAACAUCCAGUCCAUCAUGGCAUCAGAGAAGCAGGUCAAUAUCCUGAUGCAGCUGCUGGACGAGGCGCUGGGUGAGGUGGACACCAUCGAGGGAAAGCUGAGCAGCUAUGAGGAGAUGCUCCAGAGCGUCAAGGAGCAGAUGGACCAGAUCUCACAGAGCAACCGCCUUAUCCAGAUCAGCAACACCAACAAUGUCAAACUGCUGGAUGAGAUCCAGUUCUUAGUGAACUACAUGGACCUGUCAAAGGGACACAUCAGAGCCUUGCAGGAAGGAGACCUGACCUCCCCUAAAGGAAUUGAGGCCUGCAUCAAUGCAUCUGAAGCUCUUCUGCAGUGCAUGAACGUGGCCCUCCGACCAGGCCACGACAAGCUGAUGGCUGUGAUACAGCAACAGCUCCUGUUUGCUGAGCUGAGAGACACCUUCGCUCGCCGCCUCACCAAUCACCUCAACAAUGUGUUUGUUCACCAGUUCAACCACUUCAGUCACUUCAAAAUGACCAUCCCUCAGUUCUAUAGGUCCUCCUGUCUGUCGCUUCCAGGCCAUGACCAGAGCUCCACCCUGUCGCAGCACACAGCUGAGCUGAGUCUGCCCAAACACAGCCCCCUCCACAGGGACCUGCUGCGUUAUGCCAAGCUCAUGGAGUGGCUGAAGAACACCCACAGGGAGAAGUACGAGGGCCUGUCAAGGACCUACGUUGACUACAUGAGCAGAUUAUAUGAACGAGAAAUCAAAGACUUCUUUGAGGUGGCCAAGAUAAAGAUGGCGGGUACAACCAAGGAGGCCAAGGGCAAGUUUGCCACGCUUCCGCGGAAAGAGAGUGCACUCAAACAGGAAACAGAAAGCCUUCAUGGCAGCUCCGGGAAGCUGACAGGCUCUACCUCAAGCCUGAACAAGCUGACCGUGCAGGGCUCCAACAGCCGGCGUUCCCAGUCUUCCUCGCUGCUAGACAUGGGCAACAUGUCCGCCUCCGACCUGGACGUGGCUGACAGGACCAAGUUUGACAAGAUAUUUGAGCAGGUCCUCAGUGAGCUGGAGCCUCUGUGUCUCGCAGAACAAGACUUCAUCAGCAAGUUCUUCAAGCUGCAGCAGCACCCGACAGUCACACCGCCUCUCGCUCAGCCCGAAACAGAGGAAGCAGAUGGAGGCCCGCUGUCAAGAAUGCCUCCCCAGGCUGAACACAGACACUCUUUGUCAUCAGAGAAAGACCUGGUGCGGCUGAUGAUGAAUAAAAUCUUCCAGAGCAUCGAGUUGGAGCUCAACAGUCUCAUCGCCCUGGGUGACAAGAUUGACAGCUUUAACUCUCUCUACAUGCUGGUGAAGAUGAGUCACCAUGUGUGGACAGCUGAAAACGUCGACCCGGCCUCUUACCUCAGUACUACUUUGGGAAAUGUGUUGGUCACUGUCAAGAGGAAUUUUGACAAAUGCAUUUCUGGUCAGAUCAGACAGAUGGAGGAAGUGAAGAUUUCUAAGAAGAGCAAAGUUGGUAUCCUGCAGUUUGUCACUGGGUUUGAGGAGUUUGCUGAGCUGGCGGAAACCAUCUUCCGUAAUGCGGAGCGUAGAGGGGACCUGGACAAAGCUUACGUCAAACUUAUCAGGGCUGUCUUUAUGAAUGUGGAGAAGGUUGCCAGUGAGAGCCAGAAGACACCUCGGGAUGUUGUGAUGAUGGAGAAUUUCCACCACAUCUUUUCCACACUUUCACGUCUGAAGAUCUCGUGUCUGGACGCAGAGAGGCGAGAGGCCAAGCACAAAUACACAGACCAUCUGCAGUCCUACGUCAUCAACUCUCUGGGCCAGCCUCUUGAAAAACUCAACCAUUUCUUUGAGGGAGUCGAGGCCCGUGUGGCUCAGGGUGUACGUGAGGAGGAGGUGAGCUACCAGCUGGCCUUUAACAAACAAGAGCUGCGAAAAGUUAUCAAAGAGUAUCCUGGCAAAGAGGUGAAAAAGGGACUUGAUAACCUUUACAAGAAGGUGGACAAACAUCUGUGUGAAGAGGAGAGUCUGCUACAGGUGGUGUGGCACUCCAUGCAAGACGAGUUCAUCCGUCAGUACAAGCACUUUGAGGACCUGAUCGGCCGAUGCUAUCCUGGGUCUGGGAUCACCAUGGAGUUCACCAUCCAGGACAUGUUGGAGUACUUCUCCAGCAUCGCUCAGUCUCAUUAGUCUCGCUGCUAUGCACUUUCACAACUGCCUCACACUGGCUGAUGAUACACUAGCUACUCACUAACUACCCUGUACUGUUAUUUGGACAAUGAACAUUUCCUCUGUGUGUGUCGAUGUGUAUUAAUGAAAGGGAUUUGUACAUUGAGCAGUGAUGCAAAUAUCUCUGCACUGUGUGCGCGCUUGUUUCUUUGAGAUUCAUCAACUCUGCUCCAAGUAUGGUUGUUAUAUUUUUAUUUCUUUAUGUCAUAUGUAAAUAAUAAAUCUGAAGCUGCCGACCCACGCAA
Messenger RNA from Epinephelus fuscoguttatus (brown-marbled grouper), 3145 nucleotides. RefSeq names its product exocyst complex component 1 (gene exoc1). Lineage: Eukaryota; Metazoa; Chordata; Actinopteri; Perciformes; Serranidae. Gene Ontology annotation, molecular function: phosphatidylinositol-4,5-bisphosphate binding. Bases 96 to 2861 code for a protein of 921 amino acids. The record is from RefSeq and is a predicted model, not a curated record. Gene Ontology annotation, cellular component: plasma membrane; exocyst. The transcript is spliced from 20 exons. Gene Ontology annotation, biological process: Golgi to plasma membrane transport; exocytosis.